Suncus etruscus (white-toothed pygmy shrew) is the source of this 537-nucleotide messenger RNA. RefSeq names its product trafficking regulator of GLUT4 (SLC2A4) 1 (gene TRARG1). Lineage: Eukaryota; Metazoa; Chordata; Mammalia; Eulipotyphla; Soricidae. Gene Ontology annotation, cellular component: membrane. The record is from RefSeq and is a predicted model, not a curated record.
AUGGCCAACACAGGGCAGCCUCAGUUUCCCCCAGAACAGGAGUCGGGCACCACCGCCUGCCCCCUGGACCUACCGGAGAUGGAGAAACUCCUCACUAAGGUGGAGCUCCAAGAUGACAGUUCUCUGAAGUUGUCCAAGUCCCUCUCUGGGACACUGGAUCUUGAGCAGAAUGGCCACGGCUUGCUCAAGGCAGUCCCCGAGGCUCACCAAGAUGCCUCGCUGUCCCGCUCGCUGUCCCGGGUGAGCUCCAGGCGGGCUUCCUCCCUUGUGUCCCCAUCCGAUGCCCAGGACAGAGAAGUACCGAAAGAUUACCUCAUCCUGGCUAUCGCCUCCUGCUUCUGCCCCGUCUGGCCCCUCAACCUCAUCCCCCUCAUUUUUUCUAUCAUGUCCCGAAGUAGUGUGCAGCAAGGGGACCUAGAUGGGGCCCGGAGGCUGGGGCGCCUAGCCCGACUGCUCAGCAUUACCUUCAUCAUCAUGGGGAUCAUCAUUAUCAUCGUGGCAGUGACGGUCAACCUUGCAUGUGAGAUCCAGUCCUAG